CCAAGUAAAAGCUACCGUUCAUACAGCCAAGUAAAAGCUACUGUUGGUAUUUAUAAAUAUUCGAGUUUAGAUUAAGCCCCCAUCUCAUCUUUUAAACUAAUAUCAAACAAAAUGAGUGCUCGAUCUUCAUAUUCUUGUUUUCACUUGUUCUUACUUGUUGUUUUGGCCUUGUUUCGUUUAUGCUCAUCUAAUCAAAACUCUCAUUGCAAUGACAUUGAGAGACAAGCACUUCUCCAGUUCAAGCAUGGCCUCACUGAUGAAUCACAACGACUCGCUUCGUGGGUUGCUGAGAACAAGGACUGUUGUACAUGGGCUGGGAUAGCUUGUGAUAAUUCUACAGGUCAUGUUCAUCGUAUUCAUCUUCCUGGACUUGAUGGUCAUUGUAGUAUCGAUGAUUAUUAUAGCAUGACAGGAUACGAAGAAGCCUUGAAGCAGAAAUUGAAAGGGGAUAUAAGUCAAUCUUUGUUGGUUCUAAAGCAACUCAAGCAUCUGGAUUUGAGUUGCAAUAAUUUUGGAGGCAUCCAAGUUCCUAAAUUUAUUGGUUCUUUUCAAAACCUAAGGUACCUUAACCUUUCACGUUCCAAUUUUAGCGGAACUAUCCCUCCAACACUAGGGAAUCUCUCAGAAUUACAUGUUCUGUCUCUUGGAAGUUUUCAUGACGAUCCAUUUGAAAGAACGAGCAUGGCGAAUAUGAAGUGGUUGUCAAGCCUUGGUAUGUUGCAUCACCUCGAUAUGAGUGGCAUGGACCUUAGCAAAGCAACCGAUUGGCUUCAGGUGAUUAACACCCUUCCUUCUUUGGUCCAGCUACAUUUGUCUCUAUGUGAACUCUCAAAUCUACACAUGUAUGUUCCUAGUGUCAAUCUCACAUCCCUUUCUGUUCUCGAUCUUUCUUACAAUUAUUUUAACAGUUCAGUACCACAGUGGAUAUUCAGUGUAACUAGUCUAGUUUCACUGGAUUUAACUGCGUGUAGUUUUCAUGGUCCUAUUCCUAGCUUCCGCAAUCUGACUUCUCUUGAGUUGCUUCAUGUGGCCGGCAAUGAUUUCAUGAAUUCUUCCUCAAUAUUUCAAGAGUUGUCUAGUAGUAAUCUCAUCUCGUUAGAUAUUAGUUAUUGUGGUAUUUCAAGUUCAGUUCUAGAUUCCCUUCAAAAUUUAACAAAUCUUAUUAGCCUCCGCUUGUCUGAAAAUCAACUCACUAAGAGAAUACCUAAAUCAUUAGGUAACUUUUGUAAUUUGAGAGAGAUUGAUUUGUCUGAGAACUAUAUUGGUAAUAUUAGUCUGACAUAUUUUCUUGAAAGUUUUUUCGAGUGCAAAUCACCUGCCUUGGAGUCAUUAUCCUUGUUCAGGAACUAUAUAAGUGGUAUAAUUCCUCAUUCCAUAGGAAACUUGUCAUUUCUCAGAACAUUACAUCUCAGAGAUAAUCAAAUUUCUGGUCCCAUUCCAUACUCAAUUGGACAAUUAUCAUCAUUAGAACAGUUGUAUGUUAGGUCAAACCGACUGAAUGGCAGCCUUCCUGAUAGCCUCGGACAACUUUCAAAGUUGACUUCUUUAGAUUUUUCUGAUAAUUUACUUACAGGUGUUGUGACAGAAGCUCACUUUAUCAAACUAGUGAGCUUGAAGGAUCUAGAUGGAUCAGCUAACAAAUUAAUCUUAAGGCUGCAAGUUGCAAACUGGAUUCCCCCUUUCCAGUUGGGAUCCUUGUAUCUGAAAUCUUGGGUUUUAGGCCCUCAAUUUCCGUUGUGGUUGCAAUCACAGAAGGAUUUAAGGGCUUUAGACAUAAGCAAUGCAGGCAUUUCAUCGCCCAUGCCUGAAUCAUUUUUGAGAUCAUUCUCCAAUUUAAUGUUUUUGAAUAUGUCAAAUAAUCAUAUCCGAGGACCAUUAACAUUCUCUGGUAUCCCUGCAACACUUGAUAUUAUUGACAUUAGCUCGAAUGGGUUUGGUGUGAAGAUAAAGAUCGAAUAUUUGUACCGUUUUGCCACUAUAAGUGGGUGUUGCAGUUCAAGUCUUUUAAAUGAGGAAACAAAAGUGCACCAUCGUCGAUUUGCACCUGCUUCCGUUUCUGGCGUCACUGUGUUUACAGGUAAACCCUCAGCCUUCAUGAUGGCCAUGUUUUGACCGCCUAACUAUUGAAGAUGGAUCUUUAAAAGCACAAAGAAGAGGUCAUUUGAUGCAUGCUGUAUGGGGUGGCAAAGCUCAUUGUAUUUUACAACAGGUUAAAAUCAAGGUGGCAUUUCAUAGGUCAGAUUGCAGGUCACAUUCUAUUGGUAGCGGGUCAGAUUGCAACUUAACGUGUAACUUAUAGCUAUAAAGGUUUGUACUCAUUUUGUUGCAACAUUAUUAACCAUAUUUGUUGUUGUUUACCUAACAAAUUAUAUAGAACAAUUCGGGAACCACGGCGCAACGCGCGGGGUUUAAUACUAGCAUAUUAUAAACUUGUAACACAAAUGCGCAUCAUGUAGUUGUACAAUGUGCAAAAAGUCUUAUAUAUGUUGUAUAUGUUGUUUAAAA
Helianthus annuus (common sunflower) is the source of this 2505-nucleotide messenger RNA. RefSeq names its product receptor-like protein EIX1. NCBI's taxonomy places the organism in Eukaryota, Viridiplantae, Streptophyta, Magnoliopsida, Asterales, Asteraceae. The record is from RefSeq and is a predicted model, not a curated record. The transcript has 2 exons. Bases 112 to 2112 code for a protein of 666 amino acids. Gene Ontology annotation, molecular function: protein binding.